Messenger RNA from Mus pahari (shrew mouse), 4917 nucleotides. RefSeq names its product glutamate ionotropic receptor NMDA type subunit 2D (gene Grin2d). Lineage: Eukaryota; Metazoa; Chordata; Mammalia; Rodentia; Muridae. Gene Ontology annotation, cellular component: postsynaptic density membrane; plasma membrane; postsynaptic membrane. The record is from RefSeq and is a predicted model, not a curated record. Gene Ontology annotation, molecular function: NMDA glutamate receptor activity; transmitter-gated monoatomic ion channel activity involved in regulation of postsynaptic membrane potential. Gene Ontology annotation, biological process: long-term synaptic potentiation; monoatomic ion transport; synaptic transmission, glutamatergic.
ACCAGCUCCCCAACACUCCACGGAAUCUUUGGGUCUCUGGACGCUGGUUCCGGUCCUGGCCCCCCAGCAAUUUCCCCCAAAGAACAGGGUCAUGAAAAGAGGCCGCCCGGCGGGGCCCGCAGGCGAUGCGCGGCGCCGGUGGCCCCCGCGGCCCUCGGGGCCCCGCUAAGAUGCUGUUGCUGCUGGCGCUGGCGUGCGCCAGCCCGUUCCCGGAGGAGAUGCCGGGGCCGGGCGCGGCCGGCGGGGGCACGGGCGGGGCGCGGCCGCUCAACGUGGCGCUGGUGUUCUCGGGCCCGGCGUACGCGGCCGAGGCGGCGCGCUUGGGCCCGGCCGUGGCGGCGGCAGUGCGCAGCCCGGGCCUGGACGUACGGCCCGUGGCGUUGGUGCUCAACGGCUCCGACCCUCGCAGCCUUGUGCUGCAGCUCUGCGACCUGCUGUCGGGGCUGCGCGUGCACGGCGUGGUGUUCGAGGACGACUCGCGCGCGCCCGCCGUCGCGCCCAUUCUCGACUUCCUGUCGGCGCAGACCUCGCUGCCCAUCGUGGCCGUGCACGGCGGCGCCGCGCUCGUACUCACACCCAAGGAGAAGGGCUCCACCUUCCUGCAGCUUGGCUCCUCCACAGAGCAACAGCUGCAGGUCAUUUUUGAGGUGCUGGAGGAGUACGACUGGACAUCCUUUGUGGCAGUGACUACGCGUGCCCCAGGCCAUCGAGCCUUCUUGUCAUACAUCGAGGUGCUGACUGAUGGCAGCCUGGUGGGCUGGGAGCAUCGAGGAGCGCUGACACUGGACCCCGGAGCCGGUGAGGCCGUCCUGAGUGCACAGCUCCGUAGUGUCAGUGCACAGAUCCGCCUGCUCUUCUGCGCCCGCGAGGAAGCAGAGCCUGUUUUCCGGGCUGCAGAAGAGGCUGGUCUCACUGGGCCUGGCUACGUCUGGUUCAUGGUGGGACCCCAGCUGGCCGGAGGUGGGGGCUCCGGGGUCCCUGGGGAGCCCCUUCUUCUCCCAGGAGGUGCCCCACUGCCUGCAGGGCUGUUUGCAGUGCGCUCUGCUGGCUGGCGUGAUGACUUGGCACGUCGAGUGGCUGCUGGUGUGGCGGUGGUGGCCAGAGGUGCCCAGGCCCUGCUGCGAGACUAUGGCUUCCUGCCUGAGCUGGGCCAUGACUGUCGCGCCCAGAAUCGCACCCACCGCGGGGAGAGUCUGCACAGGUACUUCAUGAACAUCACCUGGGAUAACAGAGACUACUCCUUCAAUGAGGAUGGCUUUCUGGUAAACCCGUCACUGGUGGUCAUCUCCCUCACCAGAGACAGGACGUGGGAAGUGGUGGGCAGCUGGGAACAACAGACCCUCCGCCUCAAGUACCCUCUAUGGUCCCGCUAUGGCCGCUUCCUGCAGCCGGUGGAUGACACUCAGCACCUCACUGUGGCCACGCUGGAGGAGAGACCCUUUGUCAUUGUAGAGCCUGCAGACCCCAUCAGCGGCACUUGCAUCAGAGACUCGGUUCCCUGCCGGAGCCAGCUCAACCGUACCCACAGCCCUCCGCCUGACGCUCCCCGCCCGGAGAAGAGAUGCUGCAAGGGUUUCUGCAUUGACAUUUUGAAGAGGCUGGCGCACACCAUCGGUUUCAGCUAUGACCUCUACCUGGUUACCAACGGCAAGCAUGGCAAGAAGAUCGAUGGCGUCUGGAAUGGCAUGAUUGGUGAGGUGUUCUAUCAGCGUGCGGACAUGGCCAUCGGCUCCCUCACCAUCAAUGAGGAGCGGUCAGAGAUCGUGGACUUCUCCGUCCCUUUUGUAGAGACAGGCAUCAGCGUCAUGGUGGCACGCAGCAAUGGCACUGUGUCCCCCUCUGCCUUCCUCGAGCCCUACAGCCCCGCUGUGUGGGUGAUGAUGUUCGUCAUGUGCCUCACCGUGGUCGCCGUCACAGUUUUCAUCUUUGAGUACCUCAGUCCUGUGGGCUAUAACCGAAGCCUGGCCACGGGCAAACGCCCCGGAGGCUCUACCUUCACCAUUGGGAAAUCCAUCUGGCUGCUGUGGGCCCUGGUGUUCAACAACUCCGUGCCGGUGGAGAAUCCUCGGGGCACCACCAGCAAGAUCAUGGUGCUGGUGUGGGCCUUCUUUGCCGUCAUCUUUCUUGCCAGCUAUACAGCCAAUCUGGCUGCCUUCAUGAUCCAGGAGGAAUACGUGGACACCGUGUCUGGGCUCAGCGACCGGAAGUUCCAGCGGCCCCAGGAGCAAUACCCACCCCUGAAGUUUGGAACAGUGCCCAACGGGUCCACGGAGAAGAAUAUCCGAAGCAACUACCCUGACAUGCACAGCUACAUGGUGCGAUACAACCAGCCGAGAGUGGAGGAGGCGCUCACUCAGCUCAAGGCAGGGAAACUGGACGCCUUCAUCUAUGACGCAGCAGUGCUCAACUACAUGGCCCGCAAGGAUGAGGGCUGCAAGCUGGUCACCAUCGGCUCUGGCAAGGUCUUCGCCACCACUGGUUAUGGCAUCGCCCUACACAAGGGCUCCCGCUGGAAGAGGCCCAUCGACCUGGCGCUGCUGCAAUUCCUGGGGGACGAUGAGAUUGAAAUGCUGGAGCGGCUGUGGCUUUCAGGGAUCUGCCACAAUGACAAAAUCGAGGUGAUGAGCAGCAAGCUGGAUAUCGACAACAUGGCAGGUGUCUUCUACAUGCUCCUCGUGGCCAUGGGUCUCUCCUUGCUGGUCUUCGCCUGGGAACACCUUGUGUACUGGCGCCUGCGGCACUGCCUGGGGCCCACCCACCGCAUGGAUUUCCUACUGGCCUUCUCCAGGGGUAUGUACAGCUGCUGCAGUGCUGAAGCUGCUCCGCCACCGGCCAAACCCCCGCCACCGCCGCAGCCGCUGCCCAGUCCGGCGUAUCCCGCCGCUCGCCCACCCCCUGGCCCUGCACCCUUCGUGCCCCGAGAGCGCGCAGCCGCCGACCGCUGGCGCCGGGCCAAGGGCACAGGGCCCCCGGGGGGCGCAGCGCUAGCCGACGGCUUCCACCGAUACUACGGCCCCAUCGAGCCGCAGGGGCUGGGUCUCGGCGAGGCGCGCGCCGCACCGAGAGGCGCAGCCGGACGCCCACUGUCCCCACCCACCACACAGCCCCCGCAGAAGCCACCACCUUCCUACUUCGCCAUCGUGCGCGAGCAAGAGCCGGCCGAGCCCCCCGCCGGCGCCUUCCCGGGCUUCCCAUCUCCGCCCGCUCCGCCCGCCGCCGCAGCUGCCGCCGUCGGGCCGCCACUGUGCCGCCUGGCUUUUGAGGAUGAGAGCCCGCCCGCGCCCUCUCGCUGGCCGCGUUCUGACCCGGAAAGCCAGCCGCUGUUGGGUGGGGGCGCGGGCGGCCCGAGCGCGGGGGCCCCGGCCGCACCACCGCCGCGCCGCACCGCGCCACCACCGUGCGCCUACCUGGACCUCGAGCCUUCGCCUUCGGACUCCGAGGACUCGGAGAGCCUGGGCGGAGCGUCGCUCGGUGGCCUGGAGCCCUGGUGGUUUGCCGACUUCCCCUACCCGUAUGCUGAGCGCCUCGGGCCGCCGCCCGGCCGCUACUGGUCGGUUGACAAGCUCGGGGGCUGGCGCGCUGGUAGCUGGGACUACCUGCCUCCGCGCGGCGGCCCCGCGUGGCACUGCCGCCACUGCGCCAGCCUGGAGCUGCUACCGCCACCACGCCAUCUCAGCUGCUCGCACGACGGCCUAGACGGUGGCUGGUGGGCACCUCCGCCUCCACCCUGGGCCGCGGGGCCACCACCCCGGCGCCGGGCGCGCUGUGGUUGUCCACGAUCGCACCCGCACCGCCCCCGGGCCUCGCACCGUGCGCCCGCCGCCGCGCCGCACCACCACCGACACAGGCGCGCGGCUGGCGGCUGGGACCUCCCGCCGCCCGCGCCCACCUCGCGUUCGCUCGAGGACCUGAGCUCCCGCCCCUGCCCACCGCAUCUCACCGGAGACACCGGGGCGGGGACCUGGGCACACGCAGGGGCUCUGCGCACUUCUCCAGCCUGGAGUCCGAGGUAUGACGCGGCUCGGCCCACCCCCACCCCCGCCGCCCCCUCGGUCAGCGCAGGCCACGACCCGAGGGGACGCGCUAAGUGGACAAAACCCUCAUGGGUUGGGAAAGAUAGAAACGGACCUGGCCGGACCUCGCCUGGAGCAGCGUCCUGCGCCCCACCCCCUUGCCUUGGGGGAACUAUGAGCCAGAGGGGACUCGGUCGCCCAAAUCUCACCCAUCCUGAGAUCAAGGGGGCGGGGUUCUUGGAGCCCACCGACUCUUUUUUUUUUAAACCCGAAAAGGGCUUUUUAAUGUCACCUGAUUGGCGGGAGGUGUGGGGGGGUCACGCCGCGCCCCACCCCUACGCUCCGGGCCAUGGCCCUCACAUCACUGUGCAGCUCCCUAGCCCCAGACACACCUCUCGGGGAGCCUGUUUUUAACCUUUCAUUCAUCAGGACUCAAAACUGUGAGACGCGUAUGCCAAACUGUGACUCCAGACCUUGGCCCCGCCACACAGAAACCCCUGACCCCAGACUGUGACUUCCAACACCUAAAAUGAUCAUCUGACCCCAGACUGUGUCCCGACCAGACUGUGACCCUUCAUGUCAGACCUCGAUGACCCCUCCUUUUAGAUCCUUGUUGGCUCUGACCUAUGACCUCUCCUCCACGAAAGUCCUACCUUCACCUGUCUCCCCCCCCACUUCCCUACCACCCCAAAUGCCACCAAUCACAUCUUCAAGUCCAGCCCUUAUUUGUGACCCUUCAGUGAUGAUCCAGCAGACACUCCACCCCCAGGGCUCCUUCCCCAGAUUUCAGCAGGGUCUGAGGCUGGGCUGAGAGGAGGGUCUGGGAGCCCACUUGACCUUUCCUCCCCUCUCCCACUCCUACACUGCAGUGUUUGGAAUAAAACCAUGUUUUUACACCUCCUCA